GAGGUAGGUCAGGCUGAGCGGAGAGUCAGAGGGUUUAUUUAACUCGUCGCUCUGUCCUCCCCCACUUUCCCAACGCGCCACCAAGAGGGUUACCAUCCUACAGCGGCGGCACCGAGGCGUGGACAUCUCUAGGAUUAACUAGAUCCAAAACAACUUAGGUUCAACUAUUAAACUAUCAUAAAUGUCUUAACAAAUUGAGCUUUUAAAAAGAUUUUUACUGCGUUCUGCAAACUGUUUCUGAAAUCAGACGGUAGAUAAAUGCGUAAUUAUUUGUGAUCGUUUUGGAAAAAGUACCUUCCUAUCUUUGCCUGCGUAAUUGGACUAAAGAGAAUGGAGCGAAUUACGAGCGCGCAGCCACCUCCUCUGUCCAAACACCAGACUGAUCUGACAGACGCACAGGGAAUGGAUUUCCCGAUGUAUGUUUAUAAACCCAGGCGAGGAAUGAAAAGAGGAGAGGAGAGCAAGGAGACCUACAAGUUGCCGCACAGGCUUAUCGAGAAGAAAAGGCGUGACCGGAUAAACGAGUGCAUCGCCCAGUUGAAAGAUUUAUUACCGGAGCACCUGAAACUCACGACUCUGGGCCAUCUGGAGAAGGCUGUGGUUUUAGAGCUCACACUGAAGCAUGUGAAAGCCCUCACUUCACUUCUGGAGCAACAGCAGCAGAAGAUCCUUGCUCUGCAGAAUGGCAUGCAAAUUGAGCAGCCUUCUGUCAGCCAGGAAAAGUCAGAGGAAAUGUUUCGCUCUGGCUUCCAUAUGUGUGCCAAGGAGAUUCUUCAGUAUCUAGCCAGUCAUGAAACUGAUGAAGACUUCACGCCGUCCCAUGUGAUUAAUCACCUUCACAAAGUAGCUGCAGAGGUUCUUCAAAGUCCAGUCCGACCCCACACUCCCCUCAGCCCACAGCCAGAGGAAACCCAUGCCUACCACCAACGCCAGCCUCACAAAGAGAUGCCUGGACCAACCUCCCAAGGAGACGCCCACCAGCGGCUGAGCACGAGCCCACCCCCUAAACCCAGCGAGGGUUAUGGGAGGAACUGUGUACCUGUCAUCCAGCGUGCAUAUGCUCCACCAAAUGGUGAGCAGAGUGGCAGUGAUACAGAUACAGACAGUGGCUAUGGAGGAGAGUUGGAGAAGAAUGAAUCCGGGGUACCACAGGGACGUCCAGGUUACUACACUCAGGAGAGCCAGCUGAAGCGAGCCCUAAGUGAGAGGCAGAGCUCUGGCAUCAAGCAGGAGGACGACAUGCCGCGCAACAAACGGCCCAGGGUGGAGUCAUCUGAGGAUGAGCUGCUGUCAGGCGGAGAGUCAUCCACUUCAUCCUCUAGUGGUUAUGGUAGUUACACAAGUGUCUCUCCCAACCAUCCACCACCUCCUCCACACCCCCUCUGUAUGCCUUUCUACCUCAUUCCACCCUCUGCUGCAGCCUACCUGCCAAUGCUGGACAAAUGCUGGUACCCCGGGGCCGUGCCCAUGCUCUACCCUGGCAUGGGAGGCUCUUCACCCACCAUGCCAAGUGAAAGGCCACCUCCACCUCAGCUAGUGUUGUCUCCCAGGGGAGGCUCUCCAGCCCCAGUCAUAUCUCACACCCCCAUGGACUCUCCUGCCCUUCUGCAGGCACUAAAGCAGGUACCACCCCUCAACCUAGAAACCAAAGACUAACAGAGAGGAGAAUGGGUAAACAAAUGAUCCUGUUCAGGUAUACAGAAGCAGAGACAGUAUUAGGAGGGAGAACCUGACUGAGCCGUUUCAUAAUCCAUCCUCAUUCCUCACCUCUGUCCCUCAGCCUGGAGGUCUCACAGCAAACAAGAGGACAUGUAGAAAUGAUGGAGAGAGAAGGGAGCAGCAUCCGUCCUCGCCUGGAGGUUGCAAUGCUCUGGUUGAAUGUUUAAAACUCAGUGGUUUUUUUCUCAGAGUAAAUGUAUAAUAUAAACUGGACCUGCCCUACACACACACAUCUACACACAUGCACACACGUGGUUGAAUGUAAAGAAAGACAUGUUUAGAUGCUGCUGUUAAAGUAUAAACGCAGAUGACACUGUUGCAUCUCACUUGUAGCUAUUGCGAAAGAGACAUGCCCUCUUUUACUCUAGAAAUUGUUGCACCAAAUGUUAGUCGUAAAGAUUCACCCAAAGUUCGUUGCCUAUGUCCUGCAGGUCAUCGUCAACACUGAAAGCACCCUUUGCACCAGACAGUGUGAGGGGCACCAUACAGUAAAGGGUUUCCUCAAGCUUGUACAGACAAGAUAAAAGGUACACCUACAUAGGGAUAAAGGAAUAGGCCGCCACAUGACCACACUGAAUGAGAAAACUUGUUAUCCAUUUACAGACAGAUGAAACCAAUUUUCUGUAAUUAUUGUUCAUAGUCUUGUUGUACAUUUCUAUUUUUGAUACCUGUUCUUGCACUCUGUCUGGAGAGAUAGAAGGAGGGCAGAGUGUGGACAAUGUACGUCGUGUACUCAGAAACUGUGUACAUACUGUAGCACUGUGCUGGACCUGGUCUGCAUACUCAACAUCUGUUUCUGCUCAAGUCAAACCUGGUGUUUGUUCUUGCUGUUGCCUUUUACUUGUGAAAAGCUGAUAACUCUCAGAUGUUUAUUCUCUGUACUAUGUAUGAAUACUGGAGUCAAAGGAGUGAGGAGUAUAGAAGUGAAUGUCAAAGUUUUACCAGAAGACUAGUUUUCUAUAGAAAGAGGUACUUGAGAUUUUAUAUUUUGGGACCUACAUGAAAGAUGUUUGAUGUACAUAAUGUAUUUUGUCUAUAAAUGUUGAUAUACAUUAUAUAAGUGUAUUAAUAAAGUAUUUUUUUCCCGUGGAAAAUGGC
Sphaeramia orbicularis (orbiculate cardinalfish) is the source of this 2817-nucleotide messenger RNA. Its product is annotated as class E basic helix-loop-helix protein 40-like. The transcript is spliced from 5 exons. Gene Ontology annotation, biological process: regulation of DNA-templated transcription. The coding region runs from base 331 to 1656 and encodes 441 amino acids. NCBI's taxonomy places the organism in Eukaryota, Metazoa, Chordata, Actinopteri, Kurtiformes, Apogonidae. Gene Ontology annotation, molecular function: protein dimerization activity; DNA binding. The record is from RefSeq and is a predicted model, not a curated record.